This is a messenger RNA of Ectocarpus sp. CCAP 1310/34, 1319 nucleotides long. Lineage: Eukaryota; Phaeophyceae; Ectocarpales; Ectocarpaceae. The record is from the annotation of a GenBank genome assembly.
GCAGCAGAGGCAGCACCAUCGGAGCACACACACAUUCCACACGAGUGAGCGCACCUUCUUGCGUUUUUUCAGCAACGCAGCCGGUACCAUGGCGAUCCCUCUAGACGAACUGCCGCUGAGGGUGCGCACAGUCAAGAUUGUGGGAAACAACCGGACGAGGCCCUACGUCGUGGAAGAUCAGCUCCAGGACGCCUAUGAGGCGACGACCGUGGGCGAUGUCUACGGCGGUCUGGUGGAGGGAGCACAAAGGCUCGAUGGGAUGGGGCUGUUCGAGUCUGUUCAAGUGUCGAUGGAUGCCGUCGACGACGGUUCGCUGGACCAGACGGACGUAACCGUCACCGUGAAGGAGAAGAACUGGUACUUGCUGCAGUCGGGGGCCACGACGACGGGAACGGCGAAAGGAAACCUGGACGCCUCCGAAUUCAGCAACCUCAGGUAUUCGGUGGCGGGGGCCCUGCGGAACCCGCUCGGGCACGGGGAGAUGCUGGACGUGGGCUACAACAGCCCCAUCGCGGGCCAGGAGGGUCACACCGUGAGCGCCAAGCUGUACCUGCCGAACCUGUUCCGCACACCGGUGUCGGGUACGCUGGAAGCUAUCAUGGACACGGUGAGGAGAUCAUAACCGGGGUCUCCGUGGUGUUAGUCUAUCAUCCCCCUGAAAUGAAUCGAUUUUCGAAAGUGGUCGGUGUUUCCCACAACAAUGACGUGUUUUUUUUUUGGUGAAGAGUGAUGAUUGUCAAGUAAGCUUUUGGGGAUAGUGUCUUGUCUGCACACCCCUUCGUGCUGUGGGUAUGUGGAGGAACGUGAGAUCGGUCCGACCGGUGUGGCAACUUGUGCAACGCGGCGUGUGUUUGCUGUGUGUAUACUAGGUAGUCCACGCGCGUGGGCGUUUCGAUUUCACGUUUUCCUCGUCUGUGUUCCGCUGUCUAGCCUUGCCUACUUGUCUGGGAGGUCGUCUUCGAAGGCGAAAACAUUCGAUAAUGAUCCUGCCGAAUCUUUGACCUGUCCCUGAGCUUCGGACAGUUUCAACGCCUGCCAAAGUCAUCAAGCUAAGUAGACAAGGCCCAGUGAUUCCGCGUUGGCUUCCUCCACUCGUCUUUCUUCCUCCUGUGUUGACACACGUAACAUACCCUCCUGCAACAUCACACGCAACCCCUCACACACGCAUGACGAACACCCCCUGGUUCAUCCGUGUGAGACGUCGCCUAGGCCGGCGAAAACUCGGCGUAUCGCUCCGAAUCCUUCCUGCGAGGCCAAUGGUCUAACAACGACGACUACAGCAUGCGUGCCCCUCCCCCCCGUCUCCAGGAAGCGUGACC